AUGUAUAUAUAUACUUGUUUCAUAGCUAGAACUUCUUUACCAGAAUCCAAGAAUCCCAAACUCCACAAACUUGAAGAGUUCACCUUUACUACAGUAAAGAAAAAUGUUGUACAGAAUGCUACUGGUACGAUUAUAGCACUGACGGCAAAUCUUCUGAAAGAGGAAACACUCAUGAACUGGCAUACGCCAACCUUCAAAACCCCAGCUUCAAUGGCAUACAGACCAAAUAGGAGCCGACUAACAUACGAAGGUCUCAACCAUCAUCCUUCCCUUUGCAAACAGACAGAACAGACAAGCACCUCAGACCACAGAAACAAAAACUGCUUCAUCAUUCAUUCAUCGAUUUUUAUUCUUGGAAGAUCGAUGUACCUUAAACGAAAUAUUCAAAACUUUCUCUUACCGAAGAAACAACCGCAGAACACACCACCGUUUAGAAACAAAAUUUCAGUCUCUUCGCUCUUUUCAAAGGACAAAAAACGACAACCAGAAGAAGAAGUAAUAAAUUAUGAAAUUUGA
Messenger RNA from Maudiozyma barnettii, 516 nucleotides. RefSeq lists its product as uncharacterized. The record is from RefSeq and is a predicted model, not a curated record. The transcript has a single exon. Lineage: Eukaryota; Fungi; Ascomycota; Saccharomycetes; Saccharomycetales; Saccharomycetaceae. Bases 1 to 516 code for a protein of 171 amino acids.